Podarcis lilfordi (Lilford's wall lizard) is the source of this 1978-nucleotide messenger RNA. Lineage: Eukaryota; Metazoa; Chordata; Lepidosauria; Squamata; Lacertidae. The record is from the annotation of a GenBank genome assembly.
CCUGGAGGAAGAACUGUGAGGGGAGAGACUUAGUCAGGCAAGGCCUCCUUCCACCAGUCUUGCUUCACCCGCUAGUCUCUGCUUCUCAAUUUGUAUUGUAUUAUUUGUAUUGUAUUGUAUUAUUGUAUUAUUUUAUGUACUGUGGCUUGCCAUUGUUUUAUUGAUUAUCGUUUCGAAAUUAUUUAUUGUAACAGUUAAGUGGAUUUCUGUUUAACUGUUAUAUGUUGAUAUUAUUAUUAUUUUAUACUAUCCUAAUGAUUGUUGAAUGUUACUUUUGAGGUGUAGGUUGCUUAUUUUAAAGUUAUGUUUUGCGUUGUUUUCAUGAUGUUAGCCACUCUGGAUACAAAUAAAAUAAUAAUAAUAAUAAUAAUAAUAAUAAUAAUUCCUUCUCUGCAGCUCAGUUAACAACUCAAGAAGUAAUGAAAGGCUGCGUAUCGUCUCACAUCUGCGGACUUGAAUCAUUUUAUCUGAAUUUGGGCAAGAUGAUUACUGCCAGAGGAAUGGCUGUCUGCUGUAAGGGGGACGACUGUGCAUCUGUUUCUCCUCAAGGUAGGUAUAGUUUUGCUCCCAUCCUCUUUUCCUGCGCUGUGCUCCAGAGGCCAGGUUGUGCCAUGGUGUGUGUGUGUGUGUGUGUGUGUGAACAUAGGAACAUAAAAAUGUUUCCCAAUACCUCAAGGACCACCUGUCCCCAUUUGAACUGAUCAUCCACGAGAGAUGGCCACCCAACCUCUGCUUGAAAACCUCCAAAGGAGAGGCCAAACCUCAUUGAAUGUUUUUGCCUGGUCAGAAUGUGAAUUGUGAUGACAUCUCUCACUUGCCAAGAUAGAGAAACUAGCCUACUGUAUGAAAGUAAGGCUUAGCAUUCAUUGCUCCACGCACUUCUCCUUCAGGCCCCAUCUACGACUGGCAUGUGCACCCCAGGUGAGAACGUGGUCCUUGGGCUGGAAAAUAGUCCCUGCCCCCAGUAUAUUUGCUUUUCUGACAGUGUCUCUGAUUUUUUUCCAACCCCAAUAGUGCCACCAAUCAGCAGUAAAGCCAAUGGGAAAAAAUGUCCAGCCUGCUUUUCUCUAUAUCCCCCGUGCUCUACAGAGGAGGCAGAAUGUACAGGAGAUGAGGACUACUGUCUGGAUGCAACCAUCAAAUCUGGUAAUUCUGAUAAGAUCUGCUAUGCUGAUAUUGCUGAUUAUGAGCAGGGAUUGGUCUUGCUGGCAAUCAGUCACAGGGGUUCAUUCCAUCCUGCUCUGUUCAUCUGCUUGCAUUUUUUUAACCCAUUUCAUGUUUACUUUUUACAUGAAAUGUGCACAUUUGAUGUAACUCUUCAGGGUUGUAGCCAAUACAGUGGUACCUUGGGUUACAAACACUUUGGGUUACAAACUCCGCUAACCCCAAAGUAGUUGCUCCAGGUUGCGAACUUUGCUCCAGGAUGAGCCAUUGAAACGAAUGGGCAUGGCUAACUUAGUUCUGUUAAUUUCAGUGGGUCUACUCUGAGUAGAAUCCACUUGGAAACAACACAUGCUUUUCAAUGAACUCACCAGCAAGAAGCACAUUUUGUAUGUGUUGUAAAUGCCAUUCAAAGUCCAGAGAAAUGCAUAAAAACUGUCUGGGAGAUGUGUUCUAAUAAUAAUAAUAAAAUGUUGAGGAGCAUCAGGUUGGCCUGACCCCUUGUGAGAAAUGAACUGAAUGAAUUCCUAAUUGUGAGAACUUUCCCUUUUCCUGGUUUGUGGGUUUAAUCUGUAGCCUCUGCUUUCCAUCUCCAGGUGUGAAUGAAAUCACCGUGAAAGGUUGCACUACCAAGUCUUUCUGUGCAGUUGUGCAAGAAAUGAUUGGAACGCCCUUCCAUACUUCUGAAACACUAAAUGCUCAAUGCAAACCAGCCAAUAAGGCUCCAUCAUCGAGAUUUCCCCUUCUGGCCCUGUUGGGGCUUCUGGCAGUGAAGAUCGUCCUCUAAUGAACCCCCUCCUGUUAUUCAGCAUCAUGG